AUGCUAGCUUCACGAGACGAAGGCGAUCAGAAGACACAAUUCCCACCAGAUCAAGACAAAGGGACAGAGAAAACAUUCGCGGAAUUUUCACGGCUACAGCCGCCAUCAAUAAUGUUACCCCAACAGAACCAGGUAGCUACAUUCGCUCCUAUCAUCGACGAGGUGAGGAAGUGGUCCAUAAAAUACGACGGCGGCCGAGACCCAUUAGCGUUCAUUGAGCGAUUGGAAGAGCUCACCGAAGUAUACAUGAUAGACAUCGACAUCCUUCCUAGAACCAUGCCCGAGUUAUUGUGUCGUACCGCUCUCCAAUGGUACCGCGACAACAACGAACAUUGGAAGAGUUGGACCAGUUUCAAAAGAGAUUUUUUGAGUUUCUUUUUACCAGCACGUUACUUCGAACGCCUCGAGGAUAACAUACGACAACGAAGACAACACGAGUUAGAGAAAUACAAAGACUACGUUCUGGCUAUGCAAAAUCUAAUGAAACACUCUGGAUAUAACCAGCAGCAGCGAUUGGAGAGAAUUUUUCAAAAUAGCCACAUCGAUUUUAAACUCUACAUUCGUCGGCGAAAUUUCGAGACACUAGCCGAACUUAUCACACUUGCAGAAGAGUACGAAGGGAUCCAUAAGGAAAAUCGACGAAAAGCAGAAACACCUCCACGCGAGUUAAAGAGACACAUAAUAGGUGACCACGAGAUAAGCAAUACCACUCGACCGAGGGUUUCACCAGAGACAAGGUGCGGCGAAGCCACAGAACUCAGCGCCGAAUCUCCAGAAAUUAUACGUCAGAAAUGUGGCCGACUAAACGCCCUAAUAAAGCUUGGCGGAGAACCAGCGGAAGCCGUCAUUGACACUGGCGCCUCAAGAAGUUUCGUAUCGUCACGAGUGGCAGAAUUUUUGAACGCAACCGGGAGUGGUAAGAAGUUAACCACAGCCCUUGAAAUACUAAUGGUUGACGGCACCGCCAGCAAGAUUUUUGACGCCGUAGAGACUAACAUACAACUCGGGCAAGUAUCGCUAAAGGCAGUGUUUCAUGUUAUGCCAGGGGCGAUUGAUGACGUCUUACUCGGAUUAGAUAUACUGGGGAGCAUGGGAGCUACGGUAUCCUGCGGAGGUCACCAAGUAGUGCUGAAAGCGUCAAAUGCUCAGAAUUCAACGGCCAAUGACGCACAAUUAUCCCAACCUUUCGCAGAAUUUCAACUCCCACCCGAAGGAAUCAAGAUAUCCAUAGCCGACGCCUACGGAUCAGGUUUAGAAGACUUCCCACAAAUCGCGGAAAGAAUAAAAAGAAGCCUAACGGACCUCACGACCGGCAUAGGGAAGCACCGACUGAAGUUUAGUACCACCAAAUACCAAGUGGUUAUGUAUCGAUGGGGUGUCCACAUCAGAAUGAAGCCAACAACGGCGAUCAGAACAACUACAAAUUCCUAGUAAUGAAUUUAAAUGUACAUUUUGAUUAGAAAAAAAAUAAAAAAAGACAUGAAAUAAAUCUAUGAAUAA
Messenger RNA from Bactrocera dorsalis (oriental fruit fly), 1500 nucleotides. RefSeq lists its product as uncharacterized. Lineage: Eukaryota; Metazoa; Arthropoda; Insecta; Diptera; Tephritidae. The coding region runs from base 1 to 1431 and encodes 476 amino acids. The record is from RefSeq and is a predicted model, not a curated record. The transcript has a single exon. Gene Ontology annotation, biological process: proteolysis. Gene Ontology annotation, molecular function: aspartic-type endopeptidase activity.